UAAAACUGGACUUGGCUCUGCGGUGUCUUUAAGCACACACCAGUGUACACGACAUGCUGCUUAUUCACCAGACUGAGGGAGAACAUCGGUUAUUAUUAUGUUUACCUGGAUGAAUCCGCGCGCAAUUAUCUUGCUGAGCCUGGCGGCGGUAAUAUCGGCGGCGAACGAGCCGAUAGCCAUCAUCAGGCAGGAGCAGGACAUCAGUCCGGACGGCAGCUACUUCGCGCGGUGGGAGAGCGCCAACGGGAUCACCUUCGAGGAGCAGGGCGUGCAGAAGAACUCCGGCCAGAAGGACAAGGAGGCCGAGGAGGUGCGCGGCUCGGCGGCGUGGACCGCGCCCGAUGGACAGAAGAUUAAUAUAGGAUGGCUGGCCGACGAAAACGGCGCCACGUUCCAAGGCGCUCAUCUGCCGACCCCGCCACCCGCGCCAGAAAUUCCGCCCGUCAUCCAGCGCGCCCUCGACUGGAUAGCCGCUCAUCCCUACAAGGAGGAGAGAAACAAAGUGUAACCACACCGACGCCACACCUUAUCGCGCGAACACGUCGAACGUUUUCGCGCUUACGUUUCCUCUAUCGCAACGUAUGCCUCGGCAUCUCAUGUAAAAAGAAAGAGUUUGUAUAAAGAUUCAGUGUACCGAAGGGGAGAGAAGGUGUGAUUUAAUAUCCGAAUCCUCGUGACGCGAACUUGUGGUCGGGCGACGAUCGAACACGCGCGGCUGAUCGAGAUAAUCCUGACAGGAUGCGCCUGACGCGACAUGGAAAUUUGUUUGAAUAAAGAUGAGACUCACUUUUUCACUCGUGUGGACUCGUUAAAACUGAUACCCAAUCGUUUAAUGCGCGUUACGAGAUCAUUGAGAAUAAUCAUCAUUAACUAGCUGCAGUUGUACAAAAACGAUCCUACGCGUUUCAAGAAAAAUUAAAGUAAAAACUUUAUAAAUGAUUUAAAAAGUGUAGACAGUACCGAAGUCUUCGUAAUCGUUCAGAAAAUCAAGGAUGAUCAAUGUUCUUCUCUUUAAGGAGAUGUCAUACUUGAAAAUUUCACCGGUGAAUACCGGCGAUUUUUUCUGCAAAGUUCACUGAUGAAUACCGGCGAUUUUUGCUGCAAAGUUUUUCAUGUUGAUUGCACAGAAUUAUAAGUACUGAAAGCGCGCGCAAUGACGAAUGAAAGCAUCGCUUAAUAUGUGACAAAAACGACAGCAAUUUUUUUAAUUGACAUCUCGGACUGUCAGUUAGCGUAAAUAUGUUUCCUACUAGCAUAAUAGAAAUAAAGCAACACACAUAUUUGUAUAAG
Molecule: messenger RNA, 1290 nt
Organism: Odontomachus brunneus
Lineage: Eukaryota; Metazoa; Arthropoda; Insecta; Hymenoptera; Formicidae
Product: endocuticle structural glycoprotein SgAbd-8-like
Exons: 2
Coding region: 98-508 (136 amino acids)
Cellular component (GO): chitin-based extracellular matrix
Molecular function (GO): structural constituent of chitin-based larval cuticle
Source: RefSeq, a predicted model, not a curated record